Molecule: messenger RNA, 480 nt
Organism: Melanaphis sacchari
Lineage: Eukaryota; Metazoa; Arthropoda; Insecta; Hemiptera; Aphididae
Exons: 2
Coding region: 52-480 (142 amino acids)
Source: RefSeq, a predicted model, not a curated record
UAAGUUUCUGCUUUUAAAUACAUGUAGGGUUUUCCAUUAGUGUAUGCACUAAUGUCCAGGAAAACUGAACAAGCAUACAAAGCGCUUUUUAUAUACAUCAAAACUAUUGAACCUACUUGGCAACCAACAACUGUCAUGACAGACUUUGAACGCGCUUCUAUCAAUGCCAUACAUUCCGUUUUUCCUACAGCCAGAAUUGUAGGUUGUUGGUUUCAUUCGUCACAAUGUAUAUGGCGAAAAAUUCAAGAACUUGGACUAACCAAUUUAUACAGGGAAAAUAGGAAAGUCCAUGAUUUAUUUCGAAUGGUAAUGGCAAUUGCGUUGUUGCCAAACCAAAAAUUGGAUGAAGGUUUUGAAGUAGUCAGAAGGAUGUACCAUACAAAUAUUAAAAACUUGAUUGGUCCAUCUGAAAAUCAAAACAUUAAUGAAUUCUUUGAAUAUUAUAGGAGAACAUGGUUGACUGGUAAUUUUAAAAUAUAA